AUGCUAGAAACGGAGGGUUUCAAACUGGCCUGCCCCCUGUGUCGAGAAGUAAAUGAGAGACCUCCUUUGGAAGAAUGGCAAAUUCGAGCCUUGACUCUUCUCAUUAUGCAACAUGGCCCCCUACUGGAUCAGAGUCUGCACAUAAGUGAUGAAAUCCUGAAGUUCCAAGAGUAUAUGACCCUGGAUGCUGCCACCGCCAACUCCUUCCUCAUCCUCUCCAAUGACCUAAGGAGUGUCCAGUGUGGGAAGAUCCGCCACCACCUAAUGGAAGGUCCUGAGAGAUUCACCUACAUGGCCUGUGUCCUGGGCACCCCCCGCUUCUCCUCUGGCCGCCAUUAUUGGGAGGUAGAAGUGGGGAAGGGCAAGGAGUGGGCUUUAGGCGUUUGCAAGGAAUCUGUGAGUAGAAAGGAAAAGAGCAGUUUAUCCUCUGAGCUUGGUUUCUGGAUCAUCAGCAUGGAGGGAAAUGCUAUUCACUCUAGCUCCUCCCCACAGACCAGAAUUUCUGCAAGCCCUGACCUUGACCGCAUGGGAAUUUUCAUAGAUGUCGAGAUGGAAGAAAUCAAGUUUUUUGUUGUUCGAAAUGAUGCCCUCAUCUGUACAAAUAGUCAGCUCUCCUCUUUGGAGACUUUGCGUCCAUUCUUCUGUCCUGAGUUGCCUGGAGAACGUGACAGUGGUGCCCCCUUGAGCCUCUGCCCAUGA
This is a messenger RNA of Choloepus didactylus (southern two-toed sloth), 699 nucleotides long. Its product is annotated as ret finger protein-like 4B. NCBI's taxonomy places the organism in Eukaryota, Metazoa, Chordata, Mammalia, Pilosa, Megalonychidae. Gene Ontology annotation, molecular function: protein binding. The transcript has a single exon. The coding region runs from base 1 to 699 and encodes 232 amino acids. The record is from RefSeq and is a predicted model, not a curated record.